CGAGUUGAGGCGAAAGAGCAUUCACUUCAGAGGCAGGCAGGCGGACUGAGAAGGGGGCGCUUUCUCGCUGGAAACAACUCACACACAGGAGGCACCUUUUUGAAAAUGACAGCCGGAAGAACGGGAUGAGACUCGCUGCUCUGGAGGCUCUUUUCACAAAGAAAUAAAAAGGCAAUUUUGAGGGAUUUGGAGUAUACCCACGUAAUUUGUUUUCAAUUUCUUUACUAUAAAGACAGACGCACGGUUAUGGGGGGAUUUCCAUCUGGAUUGUGCAGCUCAAGAUAGAAGAUCUGACAAGCGAGGAGAGAGGACCUCUCUCUAAGGAGAGGCGCUGCAAAACCGUUUCUCAUUCUCUCCACGCCGCCACAGCCCACUAUAUCAGCCCAUGAUUGGCCUUCCUUUGGCUAGACUACACAUCUGAGCUAAGGCACAGGAAAGUUGUAUGUUGGUCGCUUGCACUCACUCUCGAGGACCAUGUGGUUUUCGCCGAGGACAAGUCGUACCCCCUUGCAGAACUGGCACGGAUCCCAGAGUUGCCAAAGUACCAUCUUGCCCCUGUGGCUAUUAACAUUUUGCUGGUGCUUUGCGGCAGUGAAAGGUCAAAGCUACUACCCCACUGUCAACACACAGUAUGGCAAACUCCGAGGGAUGAGGGUGCCUCUGCCCAGCGAGAUUCUCGGCCCGGUGGACCAAUAUCUCGGGGUCCCCUAUGCUGCCUCCCCAGUGGGGGAAAAACGUUUCAUGCCCCCAGAGCCUCCAUCCUCCUGGUCGGGGAUCAAGAAUGCCACCCACUUUGCUCCGGUGUGCCCCCAAAAUAUUCACAACGCCGUACCAGAGAUCAUGAUGCCCAUAUGGUUUACCUACAACCUGGAUAUAGUUACCACUUACAUACAGGAUCAACACGAGGAUUGUCUUUAUCUAAACAUCUAUGUUCCAACUGAGGAUGUUAAAAGAAUAUCCAAGGAAUGUGCCAGGAAACCCAACAAGAAAAUGUGUAGAAAAGGAGGGGCCCAUGCAAAAAAACAAGGUGACGAUUUAUCGGAUAACGACGGUGAUGAAGAUGAAGACAUACGAGACACCGGGGCCAAGCCUGUGAUGGUCUACAUCCACGGGGGAUCCUACAUGGAGGGCACAGGCAAUAUGAUUGAUGGCAGCGUCCUGGCCAGCUAUGGGAAUGUCAUCGUUAUCACCCUCAACUACCGUGUUGGAGUUCUUGGCUUCCUUAGUACUGGAGACCAGGCUGCUAAAGGAAACUACGGGCUGCUAGAUCAGAUCCAGGCAUUGAGAUGGAUCAGUGAGAACAUCGGCUUCUUCGGAGGGGACUCUAACCGCAUCACUGUAUUCGGUUCUGGCAUCGGAGCUUCCUGCGUGAGCCUGCUAACCCUUUCCCACCACUCUGAAGGUCUCUUCCACCGAGCCAUCAUUCAGAGCGGCUCAGCGCUGUCCAGCUGGGCAGUGAAUUACCAGCCGGUCAAGUAUACACGUCUCCUGGCAGAGAAGGUGGGAUGUAAUGUCCUGGACACGUCAGACAUGGUGGACUGCCUUAGGAAGAAAAGCUCCAGGGAGCUGGUGGAGCAGGACAUACAACCUGCAAGGUACCACGUGGCAUUUGGCCCUGUGAUCGAUGGCGACGUCAUUCCGGAUGACCCUGAGAUCCUGAUGGAGCAGGGUGAGUUCCUCAACUAUGAUAUUAUGCUGGGAGUCAACCAAGGCGAGGGGCUGCGCUUUGUGGAGAAUGUGGUGGACUCCGAGGACGGCGUGUCUGGAAAUGACUUUGAUUUCUCUGUAUCGGACUUUGUGGACAGUUUGUACGGAUACCCUGAGGGCAAAGACACUCUGAGGGAGACCAUUAAGUUCAUGUACACAGACUGGGCGGACAAAGAAAACCCAGAAACCAGGCGUAAAACCCUGGUAGCACUGUUCACUGACCACCAGUGGGUGGAGCCAUCGGUGGUAACAGCAGAUCUUCACGCUCGCUAUGGCUCACCCACCUACUUUUAUGCCUUCUACCAUCACUGCCAGAGUCUCAUGAAGCCUGCCUGGUCAGAUGCUGCGCACGGAGAUGAGGUUCCCUAUGUUUUUGGGAUUCCAAUGAUCGGUCCAACUGACCUUUUCCCCUGCAAUUUCUCAAAGAAUGAUGUCAUGCUCAGUGCUGUGGUAAUGACCUACUGGACCAACUUUGCUAAGACAGGGGACCCCAACAAACCAGUUCCCCAGGACACUAAAUUCAUCCACACCAAGGCCAACCGCUUCGAAGAGGUAGCCUGGUCCAAGUACAAUCCCCAGGACCAGCUGUACCUUCACAUCGGCCUAAAACCGCGGGUGCGCGACCACUACCGAGCCACCAAAGUGGCCUUCUGGAAGCACUUGGUGCCCCAUCUGUACAAUCUUCACGACAUGUUCCACUACACCUCCACCACCACCAAAGUGCCCCCGCCGGAUACCACGCAGAACACCCUGUCCACCAAGAGGCCCAACGGUAAGACCACCUGGCCAUUUAACACCAAGCGACCUCCCAUGUCUCCAGCCUACAACAGCGAAGACAAAGACAACUGGAGCGACGACAAGGAGUCUGGGCCUCUGGUGGUGGAGAACCCGCGGGAUUACUCCACCGAGCUCAGCGUCACCAUCGCGGUGGGGGCCUCCCUGCUCUUCCUCAACGUACUGGCAUUCGCCGCCCUCUACUAUCGCAAAGACAAACGGCGGCAGGAAUCCAGCCACGGCCAACCCAGCCCGCAGCGCCAGACCACCUCCAACGACAUCGGGCACCACGCGCCCGAGGAGGAAAUCAUGUCGCUGCAGAUGAACCAGACGCACCACGAGUGCGAGGCGGGGAACAGCAACGACGGGGCGCUGCGCUUGGCCUCGCUACCCGAUUACACGCUCACUCUGCGGCGCUCUCCGGACGACAUUCCCCUCAUGACGCCCAAUACCAUUACCAUGAUCCCUAAUUCCUUGGUGGGCAUGCCAAACCUGCACCCUUACAACACCUUCACGACGGGAUUCAACUCCACAGGCCUGCCGCACUCCCACUCGACCACGCGUGUAUAGCUUUAAGGAGGUCAGAAGAGGGGGUCGACCGGCCGCGACGCCGAUAGAGGAGGAGCGAAGGAUUCAACAAAACGGCGUGGAGGAUUGUGUUUUUUAAAUACCACAGCGGGGGGGUGGGGAAGGGCAGAUUAAAACGUGAAGAGAUUUAACGAGACUUUUACUACGAGGAAGGUUGCUGAAAGCUCUCUAUGGAUGUCAAGUUGUGCAGGGCUGCCAAAAUCAAACUGCUACCCUUCUCCUCAUCGGGGAGGGGCUGUAUUUUGUGUUGUGUCAUUUUUUUUCUAAAAAGAAAAAAAAAAAUCAUCAAGAGAUCAUUCAUUUAAAAAGCCUUUUACGCUGACUGAGAAGAUAGCCACAGAUUUUUUUGGUUGUUAUUCUUGAAUUCAUACAAAAAACAAACAAAAGUGCAUUUUAAUUUCCCAAUCCUCAUUCCUCCUAUGGGAGAUACAGGAAGAACAAUGGCCUCUAUGUCAAUCGCAUCAUGUUUUUUAAUUGCUUCUUUCUUUUUAUUUCAAUGCCUUACAAAGCUUGUUUUUUUAAAGUCGUUUUUCUUUUAUCUAAGAGACUAUACCAAGAGGAGUAUAAGAGAAAGACUGAAUCCAGGAUGAGAAAUUAGAGGAUAUGCAGAUGUAGAGAUUUUAAAUCCCAUUUCGGGCAAGUUUUUUGUUUUUAUUUGCAACACAACAUGAAUGGUUUCAACUUAUUUGGGGUUAGUUUGCAUAGAAAGUUUUGCCAAGGACAACUCUGGCUUGGAGACAAAUGCUUUGUUACUGUGAUUGUUUUUGUUAAGAAAGUGCAUCUUUCACAGCCAAUUUACCCGUUUGGCUAUCUGAUCUGAUCUCAAACAAGUGUGCACGUACACACGCUGCUUGUGUACAGUGUGCAAUGAAAGCUGAGUGCGUGAAAGUGUGAGUGCGUGUGUGUGUCCCCGCUAUUUUUCAUUUUUAGUAAGUUGUACAGAGUGCUUUUGGGGGGGAGGGCGGGGGUC
Molecule: messenger RNA, 4039 nt
Organism: Corythoichthys intestinalis (scribbled pipefish)
Lineage: Eukaryota; Metazoa; Chordata; Actinopteri; Syngnathiformes; Syngnathidae
Gene: nlgn3a
Product: neuroligin 3a
Exons: 8
Coding region: 475-3051 (858 amino acids)
Biological process (GO): chemical synaptic transmission; postsynaptic membrane assembly; modulation of chemical synaptic transmission
Cellular component (GO): plasma membrane; postsynaptic specialization membrane; cell surface
Molecular function (GO): neurexin family protein binding; signaling receptor activity
Source: RefSeq, a predicted model, not a curated record